Messenger RNA from Ceraceosorus bombacis, 3231 nucleotides. The record is from the annotation of a GenBank genome assembly. NCBI's taxonomy places the organism in Eukaryota, Fungi, Basidiomycota, Exobasidiomycetes, Ceraceosorales, Ceraceosoraceae.
AUGGUGUUUGGCCAGUUCAAGAACCUUAUUCGACACGGCAAAGCAGCCAAAGAAGAAGCUACUACUGCCUCACCGCCCCAAGGCUCUACCAAUCAAAGUAACGGAUCAAAGGUGAGUGCCUCGAAUCUGGAAGUGGCGUACAGUACGGUAGACGAUGAACACGAAUGGCGCUGGCGCACGCGCAUGCCUAUCCCAUGGCCUGUGCGGACGCCAGCCCUGGAUGCGAACAUCGAUUCCAUCGUGAAUCGAUCAUUGAGUCUCGACGCAGUGAUCCACUCCGCACAUAGCCAUCCUGGAAUUCCUCUCCCCACGAUCUUCUGGUCGCACCCGCAUACAUCCGCGUCAUUCUGCUGACGUUUGAACCUGCCCCCCCGGCCUGUCACGCUUGGCAGAUGCGUCAAGUCCCUGACUCUCACUAUCAAACGCUGGAUACGUUGGAGCCGAUGGCUGGACAGUCCACUGUCUCGCCAACGCCGGCCACUGCCAAAGGCACCAUGGCUGCGCCUAUCACCGCCACCGCCCAGCAAGGCGGCCAAAAGUCAUCGCAGCAAUCGCAAAAUGGUGGCGCUCAAGCGCAUUUGGACGAAGCUCGAGCUCGAGUCGGGGGCGGCGUUCGCAGCCACAGUCAGCGCGCACACUCGUAUCAAGAGGAUAAUGUGGCGCAGUACAAUCCUAAAUCAGAAAAGAUUGUGCAAGAAGAGAGGGCUGCUUCAGAGAAACUCCCGUCGUACGAGGGCUUGUCUGAUCGAUUCACUUUGAUCAAGAAGAUGGGAGAGUGAGUAGUGGCAUGAUGACUACGCGUGGACAUCUGCUGAUCGUGACCCUUCCACUGUUGCAGUGGUGCCUUUUCCAACGUAUACAUGGCCAGGGAUCAAAAGACGGGCCAAAAAGUGGCCAUCAAGGUCGUUCGAAAGUACGAGCUCAAUUCUAACCAGGUAAGUGUUUGGUCGCAGGCCUUGUUGAUAGGAGCAGGGCAGUGCAGCGGACGGGCAUGGACACGAAUCUUCCCGAUGACUCCGAACUCUCGUGAGAUGUGCCUCAGCAACUCCUUCACUCCAAGUCGUUCUCUUUUCUGGCGGACGCAUCGAACACUUCGAGUCGUUUGCGUUUUGCAGCUACCAGCUCCCAUGAGCUCCAGCUCCCUUGUGCCCGUCCAGCUUCACGCUCGCAGGUCAGCAGAUACCGGCUGUCCAGCGGCUGACCGAAUUUCCACCCAUUUCUCAUUCAUUUCUCUGCGCCUCGCCAACCUCUUUCUCGUCUCCCUUGCUUUGGCAAUCUUCCUGUGCCGCGUUUCGAUUGGGAUUCUCGCUUCUGUCCUCCAGGAUCGUCUCGAUCCACAAUUCCGCAAAAAGAAUCGCGUCACAGAGGUUCGUAGCCAGGGCUUUCCGUCUCCUUGGUCGGGUGGUCGAGCUUGUAAGGGAAUGCUGUCGGCCACGAGUCACAGGCUAUUCGCUCGCGAGAUAACGUUCGGGUCGUCGUUGGAUGAUCUGUACGAGUCUCCACCACGAAGGGCUUGGCGCUGCUCUGCUUCAGAGAUAUCGGUGUCAUCGUACCUUAGCAAGCCGACGCGAUUCUGACUCUUUCCCCUCCUGUCUCCACUUGCUUACUUUCCGACGGAAUUCGCCACGGUGCUACGGUGUUGCGUGCGGUCGAUGCUUCCGUACAAAUUCCGCGCCACCCCUUUUGCGGCAUUCUGGUCGGCUGUUCCGCCUAUACUCACUGUGCCCUCCUUUAGAGAGCCAACAUUCUUAAAGAGGUACAGAUCAUGCGCAAUCUCAAGCAUCCUGGCAUCGUGCAGCUAUUAGAGUUCAGUGAAAGCAGGGAUCACUACUUCUUGGUGCUGGAGCUUUUGGAAGGAGGCGAGCUCUUCCACCAGAUUGUCAAAUUGACGUACUUCAGCGAGUCAUUGGCAAGGCACGUCAUUCUGCAAGUGGCACACGGCAUUAGGUAUUUGCACGAAGAGCGCGGAGUGGUGCACAGGUGAGUGUCACGCCGCGUGGGAGAAGGACGCCCCGGGACUUUCCUGAUUAGCGGAUCCCCUCCCACAGAGAUAUCAAGCCGGAGAACCUGCUCUUCGAAUCGAUCAACAUUAUUCCUUCCAAACAGAACAAGGCCAGACCUUAUGACGAGGAAAAGGAAGACGAGGGCGAAUUCAUGCCUGGCAUCGGCGGCGGUGGUAUCGGUCGGGUAAAGAUUGCCGACUUUGGAUUGAGCAAGGUGGUGUGGGAGGAGAGCACCAUGACGCCUUGCGGCACCGUUGGCUACACCGCCCCAGAAAUUGUCAAGGACGAGCGCUACAGCAAGAGCGUCGACAUGUGGGCACUUGGCUGUGUGCUGUACACCUUGCUUUGCGGCUUUCCACCUUUCUACGACGAGUCGAUCAGCGUCUUGACGGAGAAGGUGGCAAAGGGCUACUACACAUUUCUCUCCCCCUGGUGGGACGACAUCAGCGAUUCGUCCAAGGAUCUGAUCACACAUCUGCUCUGCGUUGACUCCAGCAAGCGCUACACCAUUGACGAAUUCUUGGCACACCCCUGGUGCAACGUGCGAGAGAAUCUGCCAGCCCUCAAUAGUGCCGACAUUCAACUAGCGAAGGAAAGCGAAAUGCCUCUGGACUCGCCCCUGCUCACCAGUAUGAAGCAGCGCCGAGCGGCCAUGAUGUCGCCAGGCAUCAACCAGCUCAAGGAGGCCUUCGACGUCACGUAUGCCGUGCACCGCAUGGAAGAGGAGGGUGCGAGGAAACGGGGAGGCGCAGGUCAGGCGCCCCUCAACGGUCUCAACGAAGAGGACGAAGACGACGAUGCGGAGCAGGUGCGAUCACACCAUGGCGAUGCUGCAGCGCAAGCGGUUGAGCAGAGACGUCGCCAGCAAGAGCAGGAACAGCGCGCUCGACAACAAGCGGAGCAAAAUAGCCAAAACAAGCAGCAACAACAAUCGCAGCAGCAAGCAGCGCAGCACUACCAAGGUCGGGGAGGUGCGGAUCGCAAAUUGGCGGAAGCGGUCUUGUAUGAUGGCCGCGCUGGUACCAGAGAUCGAGGAUCUAAUCGAAGGAAGAAUUUUGAACUCAAUAUCGGCAAUGCGACCCUGCUAGGCAGGAGGAAUAAGGGUCCUCUUGGCGAACAGCCAAGCAUUCACGCUCAAAUGUUCGAAUCCAACCACCCGCACCACGCAAUGGACAGUGCAGGAAAGGCGGCUUUGGUGCCUGGCAGUCCCAUGCACAUCGAUCAAUGA